This is a messenger RNA of Chinchilla lanigera (long-tailed chinchilla), 2279 nucleotides long. RefSeq names its product transmembrane protein 180 (gene Slc68a1). The transcript has 9 exons. Lineage: Eukaryota; Metazoa; Chordata; Mammalia; Rodentia; Chinchillidae. The record is from RefSeq and is a predicted model, not a curated record. Bases 255 to 1808 code for a protein of 517 amino acids.
CGCGCGCAGGCGCACUGGCUUGCACCUGGCUCUCGGCAGCCGCGCAAUUAGGCUUCUCCUGCCAGGAUUUCGGUACAGGCUCUCUCCCGGUGGAAAUGAGUGCUGAAAGGAUUCCGAGGACUGGGGCUGGGCGCAUUGCGGGCUCUGGUCCCUCCUGCUGACGGGCUCCUUCCUCGUCAGGGACAAGGAUGGCAAGGCUGCCUGUGGCUGAGAGCCCUCCUUGGUGCUCCCGGGGCUGAGCAGGGCUAGUUGCCAUGGGGCUGGGCCGGCCCCAGGCCUGGCUGGUGGCCCUGCCCACGGCCAUGGUCUAUGGCUCCCUGGCCCUCUUCACCUCUGUCCUGCACAACGUGUUCCUUCUUUACUAUGUGGACACCUUCGUCUCAGUGUACAAGAUCAACAAAACGGCCUUCUGGGUUGGAGAGACGGUGUUUCUCCUCUGGAACAGCCUCAACGACCCUCUCUUCGGCUGGCUCAGUGACCGCCAGUUCCUCAGCUCCCAGCCUCGGUCAGGCGCCGGGCUCUCCUCAUGGGCCGUGGUACUGGCCCGGGUACGGGCACUGGGCUGGCAUGGGCCCCUGCUGGCGCUCUCGUUCCUGGCAUUCUGGGUGCCCUGGGCCCCCGCUGGCCUGCAGUUCCUGCUGUGCCUGUGCGUCUAUGAUGGCUUCCUGACGCUCGUGGACCUGCAGCACCAUGCUUUGCUGGCCGACCUGGCCCUCUCGGCCCACGACCGCACCCACCUCAACUUCUACUGCUCCCUCUUCAGCGCUGCGGGCUCCCUGUCGGUCUUUGCCUCCUAUGCCUUUUGGAACAAGGAGGACUUCUCUUCCUUCCGCACCUUCUGCGUGGCACUGGCUGCUGGCUCUGCGCUGGGCUUUCUGGGGGCUACACAACUGCUGAGGCGGCGGGUGGAGGCAGCCAGGAGGGACGCGGGGUGCUCAGCGCUGGCCGGGGAUGGCGGUCUGUGCAGAGAGGAGCUGCUAUUCGGUGGCGAGGAAGCAGGCAGCAUCACCUUGGGCCAGUACCUCCGGCAGCUGGCACGCCACCAAAACUUCCUGUGGUUCGUGGGCAUGGAUCUGGUGCAGGUGUUUCAUUGCCACUUCAACAGCAACUUCUUCCCGCUCUUCCUGGAGCACCUGCUGUCGGACCACAUCUCCCUGUCCACCGGCUCCUUCCUGUUGGGCAUCUCCUAUGUUGCUCCUCAUCUCAACAACCUCUACUUCCUGCCCCUGUGCCGGCGCUGGGGCGUCUAUGCCGUAGUGCGGGGGCUCUUCUUGCUCAAGCUGGGCCUUAGCCUGCUCAUGCUGGUGGCCGGCCCGGACCACCCGGGCCUGCUAUGCUUCUUCAUUGCCAGCAACCGUGUCUUCACCGAGGGCACCUGUAAGCUGCUGACGCUGGUGGUCACUGACCUGGUGGAUGAGGACCUGGUGCUGAAUCACCGCAAACAGGCAGCCUCAGCACUCCUCUUUGGCAUGGUUGCCCUGGUGACCAAACCAGGCCAGACCUUUGCCCCACUGCUGGGCACCUGGCUUCUCUGCUUCUACACAGGUCACGACCUCUUCCAGCAGCCCCCAGUGAUCCCCGUGGGCAGCACCCAGCCCUGGCUGGAGCCACCAGCUCCCGCCCCAGCACGGGCCCCAGCGCUGCGCCAGGGCUGCUUCUACCUGCUGGUGCUGGUGCCCAUCACCUGCGCGCUGCUGCAGCUCCUCACCUGGUCCCAGUUCACGCUGCACGGGCGGCGCCUGCACAUGGUCAAGGCCCAGCGCCAGAGCCUGGCACAGGUCCAGACUCUGGACAUUAAGACGGUGUGAGCGACAUGGCGAGGCCGCCCAGCUGGGGAUACUGCCCAGCCCGUCUCUUACUGCCCUGCCUUCCCGGGGUACGACCUGGAGGACAGGUGGCAGACGGGAGCUCCUGAGGCGGAGCUAGGAGUGUCCCUGAGGUCUGCCUGGCUCUGCUAGGCCAGGGCGGGGCUGUCUGUGCUCAGGGACCUGCCUUUCCUACGGGCAGGACAAAAGGGACCUGGGGCUGCAGGGAUGGGGCUGCACCCUGGCUGGGUCUCAGGCCCAGGCACGGCCUGCCUGCGGUGCUUGGCCGCUCUGGUGGCCUCGGGGGCCACUUCUGCACUGCAGCCGCUCCCUUUGCCUGGUCGGGGAAGCGGAGUGUAAGUGCCACCCACUUCCUCCCAUCCUUCCGGUGGCCUCAGACGUCUCCCUGCUCCCGAGCUGUGCCCCCUCUAAGCGUCUUGUUUUGUUACUGAUUAAAGCCAGUCAUUCCUAUCC